Molecule: messenger RNA, 1062 nt
Organism: Colletotrichum lupini
Lineage: Eukaryota; Fungi; Ascomycota; Sordariomycetes; Glomerellales; Glomerellaceae
Exons: 1
Coding region: 1-1062 (353 amino acids)
Source: RefSeq, a predicted model, not a curated record
AUGUCUUCUCACGUGGCUCCCCUCCUGGCCGGCCUGAUCAUCAGCGCCGCCCAGCUCACAUCCGGCUCCCCCGUGGCCGACGCCCCCGUCGUCGCCGCCCCGGUCGCCGCCCUCCUCACCAACGGCACCUACACCCAGGUCGUCACCGCCAUCACCACCUACUGCCCCGAGCCCACUGUCAUCUACCACGGCAAGUUCACCUACACCAUCAAGGAGCCCACCACCUUCACCAUCACCGACUGCCCCUGCACCAUCACCCACACCGGCCCCGUCUCCACCGGCGUCGCCCCUGGCCCCGAGUGCGCCGCAACCUGCGCCGCUGCCUACGACAAGUGCCGCGGCGCCCCCGACGCCAACCGCGCCACCUGCGCCGCAAACUACGCAGGCUGCCUCGGUUACAGCCCCUUCGGCCCCGACGGCUCCCUCGUGACUCCCACCGCCUGCUCCGGCACCGCCGUGGUCCCCACCGCCACUGCCGUCCCCCCCAUCACUACCGGCAUUGUCCCCCCCACCGGCCCCGAGUGCGCCGCCACCUGCGCCGCCGCCUACGACAAGUGCCGUUCUGCCCCCGACGCCAACCGCGCCACCUGCGCCGCAAACUACGCAGGCUGCCUCGGCUACAGCCCCUUCGGCCCCGACGGCUCCCUCGUCACCCCGACCGCCUGCUCCGGCACCGCUACCGCCGUCCCUCCCAUCACCACCGUCGCCCCUCCCACCGGCACCGCCGUCCCUCCCAUCGCCACCGGCGUCCUCCCCCCCGCGACCACCGGCGCCGGCUGCGUCGCCGGCUGCAACGACGCCUACAACAAGUGCCGCAGCGCGCCCGGCGCCAACAUGUCUACCUGCGCUGCUCAGUACGCCGGAUGCCUCGGCUACAGCCCCUUCGGACCUGACGGUUCGCUUGUUACGCCCACCGCUUGCUCUGGUUCUGCUACCGGUGCGGCGCCUACUGCUACUGCGAAGCCUUUGCCUUCUGUUGUGCAGGUUGCGUCUGCUGGGCGUGCGUCUUUCGGUGUCGCUGUCGCGGCUGUGUGUGGUCUUGCUGCCCUUGCGAUGUUCUAA